Molecule: messenger RNA, 1611 nt
Organism: Acomys russatus (golden spiny mouse)
Lineage: Eukaryota; Metazoa; Chordata; Mammalia; Rodentia; Muridae
Gene: Nyx
Product: nyctalopin
Exons: 2
Coding region: 1-1611 (536 amino acids)
Cellular component (GO): extracellular matrix
Molecular function (GO): protein binding
Source: RefSeq, a predicted model, not a curated record
AUGGCUGAGGGGCCAGAGAACCCGGUGCCUUCUGCUUCCACAGGAGGCACAGGUGCCUUCUGCAAACCUCACAGGCAGAGGACUCUCUCCCAUACUUAUUUGUUAAAAUGCAAGGAGGCCCGAGUGGGGGGCGGGGUGCAGUUCUUGCAUCUGCUGCAGGCCACAAACCAAAUCGAGCAGCAAGAGUUUACACCCAGGCCUGCGGUGGUCUUCGGCCUGCCCUGCACCUGGGCCACCGACGCCUGCCUGCGAGCCUGCCCUGCCGCCUGCACCUGCAGCAGCGUGGAGCGUGGCUGCUCAGUGCGCUGCGACCGUGCAGGCCUCUUGAGAGUGCCCACUGAGUUUCCGUGUGAGUCGGCCUCCAUCGACCUGGACCGGAAUGGCCUGCGCAUCCUUGGCGAGCGGGCCUUUGGCACGCUGCCUUCGUUGCGCCGCCUGUCGCUGCGUCACAACAACCUGUCCUUCAUCACACCCGGCGCCUUCAAGGGCCUGCCGCGCUUGGCCGAGCUGCGCCUGGCGCACAAUGGCGAGCUGCGUUACCUGCACGCGCGAACCUUCGCGGCGCUUGGUCGCCUGCGCCGUCUGGACCUGGCGGCCUGCCGCCUGUUCAGCGUGCCCGAGCGGCUCCUGGCCGAGCUGCCCGCCCUGCGCGAGCUCACGGCCUUCGACAACCUCUUCCGCCGCGUGCCCAGCGCCCUACAGGGUCUGGCUAACUUGACGCACGUGCAUUUCGAGCGCAGCCGCAUCGAGGCUGUGGCCUCCAGCUCGUUGCGGGGGCUCCGGCGGCUGCGCUCGCUCAGCCUGCAGGCCAACCGCGUGCGGGCUGUGCAUGCCGGGGCCUUCGGCGACUGCGGCGCCCUAGAGCAUCUCCUGCUCAACGACAACCUGCUGGCCUCGCUGCCGGCCGCUGCCUUCCGUGGCCUGCGCCGUCUGCGCACUCUCAAUCUGGGUGGCAAUGCGCUGGGCAGCGUGGCGCGUGCCUGGUUUUCUGACCUGGCAGAGCUCGAGUUGCUUUACCUGGACCGCAACAGCAUCACCUUUGUAGAGGAAGGCGCCUUCCAGAACCUCUCAAGCCUCCUGGCCCUGCAUCUCAAUGGCAACCGCCUCACCGUGCUCUCCUGGGCUGCUUUCCAGCCCGGCUUCUUCCUAGGCCGCCUUUUUCUCUUCCGCAACCCUUGGCGUUGUGACUGCCACCUGGAGUGGCUGCGCGAUUGGAUAAAGGGCUCUGGGCGACUGGUCGAUGUGGCAUGCGCCUCCCCGGGUUCGGUGGCUGGCCAGGACCUCAGCCAGGUGGUCUUUGAGCGCUCCUCUGAUGGCCUGUGUGUGGACCCUUAUGAGCUGAACUUCACCACGUCCAGUCCGGGCCCUAGUCCAGAGCCAGCGGCCACCACCGUAAGCAGGUUCAGCAGCCUCCUUUCCAAGCUGCUGGCCCCAAGGGCCCCUGUGGAGGAGGUAGCCAACACCACCUGGGAGCUGCUCAACAGUUCCCUGUAUGACAGCCUCCCCUCCCAUGGCAUGGUGGUCUUGAGCUGCAAGGCCACGUUUCUCUUCACCUCUUGCCUCUUGCUCAGCCUGGUCCAGUACGUGCUAUUGGGCCUGCCGAGGGACUGA